This is a messenger RNA of Mesorhabditis belari, 399 nucleotides long. Lineage: Eukaryota; Metazoa; Nematoda; Chromadorea; Rhabditida; Rhabditidae. The record is from the annotation of a GenBank genome assembly.
AUGAAAAGGCUGCUCUUUUUUCUCUGUUUCUUUAUUGGAACUCUGGCUGUGAUCCGGGAAAGACGCGAACAAGGUCUCGGAACUGCAGUUGAAGCUGAGUCAGAACGCACUUCUGAGACUACCGAUGAUAGCCAAGUCCAAGAACAAGGGACCAUGUUAGGCGAGAAGUUCCUGCAACUUUCGAAUGACGUUUUGGCCCUCAAAAGGGAAUUCGCGUCACUUCAAGCCGAUGUGAGGGGUGGAAUACGGUUCAAAGGGGAGAAGGGCGACCGUGGUCCGAAGGGGGAACCCGGUCUGGACGGUAUUCCCGGUCUAGAAGGAAACUGUGGUCCAAAAGGCGAACCUUGUGACUGUAACCAAGUUAGAAGGCGGACACUCGUCAGCACGACCGUAUCUCCA